This is a messenger RNA of Neoarius graeffei (lesser salmon catfish), 3545 nucleotides long. It is a transcript of the gene prr33, whose product is annotated as proline rich 33. The coding region runs from base 145 to 3405 and encodes 1086 amino acids. The record is from RefSeq and is a predicted model, not a curated record. NCBI's taxonomy places the organism in Eukaryota, Metazoa, Chordata, Actinopteri, Siluriformes, Ariidae. The transcript is spliced from 3 exons.
AGCUUAACAUGAGCCUCUUGUUCUGAUACUCUAGGCUGGGAGAAGCAGGCAGCAGCCAGUCACCCCUAACCAGCAGAAACACUGGGGACUCUUUCUGAAGCGAGCCAUCUGUUAUCUGCUAUCUGUCUUGGGGCUGACGUUUUUAUGGCUGUAAAUAUACGCAGCGUUGCCCAAGCAGGCCUGCUUUCCCAGCAGUACCCACCCCCCCUACUUCCUAAACCUGGAAAGGAAAAUGUCCGGCUCCAGAAGUUACUUAAGAAAAGUGCUAAGAAAAAAGCUGCUGCCCAAGCUUCCCAGACAACAGCCCCUUUCCGCUCAUGCCUCUCUCCAGUAACUGAGGCCAGUCCUGACCUGGAGUACAGUGACCACUCAACUCCACCCAAGACACCAGAAACACUAAUCUAUGGAGGUACACUGCACCCACGGUUCAACAUCAGGCCACUGUAUCAACAUUCACCAUCCCCUUACCCUCAUCAAGGCAGCAAUUCUUACAUCACACCAGCAAGGUUCUCCCCACAGCCCUACGUUACACCACACCAAUCAACUGCAUUAUUUUCAUAUACAACUCCUCCCCCUCUUGCUGGUGCACCAUUAGUUCCUUCCUAUACACCAACAUCUAUAACUGUUACGUCUGUAACUACCACAACUGAGAUAAUCCAGCCUAUUUCUACAGUACCACUUUUUGUGACAGUAAAGCAAACAAAUAAUGUGCUAACUACACCCACUUUUAUUAUCUCAAAAGCUGCAAGUCCUCAGCCAUCCUCAAAAUCUAUGUUUGAUGUUCCCCAAAUUACAAAUUACACUUCUAAGACAGCAACAUUAAAAACCUCCCAAUAUACAUCCUCACCAACAAUGCAAAGGAGUAGAACACCCAUUUCUGAGGUGCUGCGAGGUCCGACACCAACAUUUGAAGUUAGAAGGAUUGUCACACCAACCUCAGAAUUAAAGAGAGAUAAAACACCAACAAGAGAAAUCAAAAGAGUCACAACACCAACAUCUGAAAUUAAAAGGAGUGUAACACCUACAGUUGAAAUUAAAAGGGGUGCAACGCCUAUAUCUGAAAUGAAAAGGGGUGUAACACCCACAUCUGAAAUUAAAAGGAGUGUAACACCUACAGCUGAAAUUAAAAGGGGUGCAACACCUACAUCUGAAAUUAAAAGGGGUGCAACACCUACAUCUGAAAUUAAAAGGAGUGUAACCCCUAUAACUCUAAUUAAAAGGGGUGUAACACCUACAUCUGAAAUGAUAAGUGACACAACCCCAAUUUCUGAAAUAAAACCUCUGACUAUUCAAGCUUUAGAGGUUAAGAGAGGAACUACACCAACAUCUGAGACAAAAGGUGAUGCAACAGUUAUGACUGAGACAAAAAGGGGGAGAACCCUGACAAGAACAAGAACAAAAACACCAACAUUUGAUCUUUCACCAUCAAAAACUUCAUCAGGGCGACCAAAGACACCGUCAUAUCACGUUUCACCUGCUAGGAUACCUGUUAUAGAAAUUUCAAGACCCAACCCACUUUUAUUUGCUGUCUCUCCUGUGUAUAUGGAGGGCAGAAGAUCCAAAACACCAACAUCAAGUUUAGUUGGGCCAAGUGAUGAAAUUGCUCAAGAAACUGAGAAAAUAAAGCAAAAUAAUCUUUCUGAAUUAAUACAAAAUUAUGAGGUCCAUAUCAAAACAUCUGAAACUUCAGAAGCUAGACCAUCUUCUGAAAAAUCCAAGGAACCUGAAUUGUCAAAGCCAAAGGUCGCAGUACAAGGUGCUUCAAAGACUACAGAGACCACUGAAUCCCAAAGCUUAAAGACCAGCAUACAUGAAGGUUCUAAACCUCAGACUCCUACAGUUGAACAUAGAAGUCCCAAAACACCAAACUCUGAGUUUUCUGAACCUGUUAAACCCUUACUGGGGUAUCAAAGACCAACUGUACUGCCGUUUGCAGGUCAAAGACCAAGAACACCAACGUCAAAAUCAAAAUAUUAUGGUUUAACCCCAGCUGAAUAUGUUGCUUAUGGGGGAAUAAAGAGUUAUACACCUGCAUUUGGUAUCUCUAGAUCUAUAUCACCGGCUGCUUUAGAAUCUAAAUCUCCAGAACAGGCAACACAUGUACCUGAUGUGAAAGAGAAGCCAGAGAGUCCCAAGACACCUGUGGAUAAAGUGUCACCAUCCAUUACUGCUGCUAUUGAAAAAGAAACUCCUGUUGGCCCAAUGGGUGAAUUUUCAGAGGCUGCAAUGCCAAUAGUAAAGGCAGAGCUAAAACUGGAGCAAGGUAUAGCUACAUCAGAGAGAAUGGAACCAAAUGAAAAAGCCUCUGGAGUUCCUGGAGUUAAAAUUCCAAGUAUUGUUGUAUCUAAAGUUGACACACCACCUUCAGAGGCUCUCGUGACAGUGACCACUAUUCCUGUCACACAGAAAGUUAGGACUCCGACAUAUGACACAUCUAAACCAAAGACAGUGCCGUCUGUAGCUUUAAUGGAUACUACUAAACCUGAAACUCAGCCAACACCAGCAUCUGUAAAAGCUGUAACACCUGACCAAAAUGCAGAUAAAAGUUCAAAGCCAACAAAAAUAAGCACAAUGUCACAGAAGAUACCAGAGCCUCGUAUGUCUUUACUGGAGAGGAUUAAAGAACAAAAGUCUUUAUCUGCCCCUCCAACAAAGGCUCCUGAAAUGCCUGUGACUGAAACAACAGAAGUUAAGCCUCUGGUCAAGCCAAAGGAUGACCAGAAGAACAAAGUUAAACCUGGUGAAGAUGAUUCAUCAACACCGAAAGAGAGCAUACCAAAAGAUGCAAAACCUGCAGUCAAAAAUGAGGAGGCCAGCGUCCUCCCAACUGCACAGCCUCUCCUAAAGGCCUUUCAGAAACCAAAAGGCAUGAAGUCAAAACUCAGUGGCUGGUCUCGUCUCAAGAAACACCUGGUGGUGGAGGUAGAGGAACCUAAGUUUCCUGUUUCUGAGCCAGAACUGAAGAAAGAUGCCCUUGAUGGAACUGCUCAGGAAACACAUGAGCAGGAAAACCAAGGCAAAGAAACAGAUAAGACUAGGGGAAAAGAGGAUAAAGAUGCCCCUAGGGCUGCAAAAAUGUGGGACGCUGUCCUCUUCCAAAUGUUUGCAACCAAAGAAAGUAUCAUGCAACAGAUUGAAGCCAACAAAACUGAGGAGCAAAAGAAAGAGGAGGCUAAAUCAGAUAAACCAAAAGAAAUUCCUGCAUUUGCACAUCGCCUUCCAGUUCUCCUUUACAGUCCUCGAUUUGAUGCCAGGAAACUGAAAGAAGCAGUUUCACGACCAGUAACGAAGAUUGCAACAGUGUUUGAGAUGGGUCUCAUAGGUCGCAAAAAUAAAGACGAAGAACCAAAAGACUUUAACAGAACAGCCAAAGGGUUCUUUACUACAAAAACUACCAACGUCUAGGUGAUAAGUAAUGAAACGGCCAAGGAUACUGUAUUUUUUCAGUAAUUGUGUACAGUUCUAUUUAUCACAAUUCAACUAUCUUAAAGUUGAAAUUAAAUAAGAAAGUGAAUGUAAUCUGUUUGUAUGAUUUACACAGAGGA